AUGAGCGGAAAUUAUUACCAUCAGCAGCAGCAGCCAUAUUAUCAGGGCUACCACGAGGGUGGCUAUCCCCAGGCUGAUUACCAACAGAGACCAGCCGACUAUCAACAACAGAGCUAUCCUCAAGACAACUACCAAAACUAUCAACCUGUACCUCCUCAAUACCAGGAUCCUCACAGCCCUUACCCGCCGCAAGAGAGAGGAUUUCAACCUUCUCCAAGCCCACAACCUAGCUAUCAUCAACAAGAGUCUUCUCCCUAUGAGCAACCCCCUCAGAACUUUAACCCACAAGGAGAAGCUUCAUCCUACUAUGCGAUGUCAAACUCGCAGUAUCAAGACCAACCCCAGACAAAUGCCUGGGCACCUCAAAACCAACCCGGAAGCCAGUUCGAUGAUCAAGGUCCUGAUGAGACGGGCGAGCGAGGUCUGGCCGGUGCUUUAGCGGGAGGUACCGCUGGUGCAUUCGGCGGCAACAAGUUUGGAGGAAGUAAAACCGCUGCUGUCGCCGGUGCUCUCAUCGGUGCAUAUCUCGGUCACAAGGGUCAGGAAUGGAGACGUGAUCAUAAAGAGGAGAAGGAAGAGAGAGAACGUGAAGAAGAGGAAGAGAUGAAGAGGAAGCAUACUGCCGAAAUGGCGAGUUGGGAUAACCGCUCGCUCGCUCACGAUCGCGAUCAUCUGGUCACCACCAUCACCACCACCAUCGAAGUCGCCGUUCAAGGUCAAGAUCAUCUAGCCGCCAUCGAUAUUGGCCUAUUUGAAAGAACCUUCUUCUUUCUCUCUUGA
This is a messenger RNA of Fusarium poae, 780 nucleotides long. RefSeq lists its product as uncharacterized. Gene Ontology annotation, cellular component: outer membrane. The record is from RefSeq and is a predicted model, not a curated record. The transcript is spliced from 2 exons. Bases 1 to 780 code for a protein of 259 amino acids. Lineage: Eukaryota; Fungi; Ascomycota; Sordariomycetes; Hypocreales; Nectriaceae.